GGAUACCGAUUAUGAGAACGCUUAAAGGAGAACGCACGGCUUCGUUAAAUGAAUUCUGCGAAGUUAGCAGACUAGUCCAGUAGCGAACCGGCCUCGUCCAAGCCGGAGUGAGUCACGAUCAUGACAAAAUCGUCCCGCUGUCGUGUGAUUACUCAGCUUAUCUGUAUAUACAAGUGAAUUAAAAAAAAAAGUGAAGCGCGCUCGAUCGGUAGUAGUAGCGAUGCGAGCAAGCUGAAUGACACUCGGCCGAAUUAUAAUUCGUUUCUUGGCUGAGAGAAGAACCAAGUCGUGCGAACUCGUCGCUGUGCGCGCAUGUGCGAGAACGACAAGGAGGAGAACUACACGAGGGAAGAGAGAAAGGUGAAAGAUAUGGAAGUGGAAAGAACCACGUUGACCGAAUGGGAUAAACUUCCUUCCAUCAAAGUCGGUGACUUCACCCUCGAGGUCGAAUUCGGUCCGCCCAGCAAGGAGUUGCAGGAUGUAGCGAAGAGCGAGCUUCGAGAGACGCCUGAACUUCAGAACGAGGCGAUCGCCCGACUCAGGGAAUUGCUGAAAGCCGAGACAGAUCUGAAAUGCCCCCUGGAGAACGACGCGUGGCUGAUCCGGUUUCUCAGGCCGUGCAAGUAUUACCCGGAAUCGGCGUUGAAUCUAGUGAAAAAUUAUUACAACUUCAAGGUGAAGCACUCGAACGUGUACGACAAUCUGAAACCGAGCAAAGAGAAGAACAUAUUCGAGCAAAACAUUCUGUCCGUGUUGCCGAAUCGGGAUCAAAACGGGCGGAGGAUACUGGUGAUAGAGCUCGGGAAGAAGUGGAAGCACAACAAGUGCAACCUGGACGAGGUGUUCAAGGGCUGCGUCCUCUACGUGGAGGCGGCCAUGCUCGAGCCGGCCACGCAGAUCGCGGGCGCGAUAGUCGUUUUCGACAUGGACGGGCUCACUCUUCAACAGGCCUGGCAAUUCACCCCCGCGUUCGCCAAAAGGAUAGUGGACUGGUUGCAGGACGCGGUCCCGCUGAGAAUAAAGAAUAUACACAUCGUCAAUCAGCCGUACGUGUUUAACAUGGUGUUCGCGCUGUUCAAACCGUUCCUCAGGGACAAAUUGAAGAACAGGCUGAUUUUCCAUGGAACAGACAGGAAAUCAUUGCACCAAUACAUCUCGCCCAAGUGUCUGCCAGCCUGCUACGGUGGAAACUUGCAACUUCCUCGUAUAACGGGGCCGCAAUGGUUGGAAUUGUUAUUGUUAUGCGACAAAGAAUACGAUGCGAUCAAUUCGUACGGUUACAAGAAAUAGAAACACAUCCCCGCAUUUCGAGGAUGCGCUUUCACGAGGAUGUGAAAAAGAGGGAUGAUCUGAAGAUGAUGAAUUUUUUUUUUCUUUUCUUUUCUUUUAUUUUUUUUUUUUUUGUGAAACUUUGUCGGCUGUGGAUUUUCUCGUUUAACACGCUGAUCUGGAUUCAGCGCAUGGCCUACUUAGUUAUCUCUAUUAUAAGCGGUUAUUAUCUGCUAUACAAGCGUUGCUGGUUUGACCUUUUUUGCAAUAUUAUUCCAAUUUAAAUUAUAAUACGAUGAAUUAAAUUAAACAAAUAAACAGUGGUUACGAGGAGAAUGGGAAAAGAAGUACAAACUUUUCCAAUUUGUCGUAUUGUCCAUAUUACUCGAGUUAGAAUUAGAAUUAGAAUUGUUUUAUCAUAGGGAGAGUGAGUGAGUGAAUGAGCGAGA
This is a messenger RNA of Apis florea (little honeybee), 1718 nucleotides long. RefSeq names its product alpha-tocopherol transfer protein-like. Gene Ontology annotation, molecular function: phosphatidylinositol bisphosphate binding. Gene Ontology annotation, cellular component: membrane. NCBI's taxonomy places the organism in Eukaryota, Metazoa, Arthropoda, Insecta, Hymenoptera, Apidae. The record is from RefSeq and is a predicted model, not a curated record.